Molecule: messenger RNA, 1920 nt
Organism: Penicillium soppii
Lineage: Eukaryota; Fungi; Ascomycota; Eurotiomycetes; Eurotiales; Aspergillaceae
Product: mediator of RNA polymerase II transcription subunit 17
Exons: 3
Biological process (GO): regulation of transcription by RNA polymerase II
Cellular component (GO): core mediator complex; mediator complex
Molecular function (GO): transcription coregulator activity
Source: RefSeq, a predicted model, not a curated record
AGUGGUCCCCUGAACGCCAUGGCCGACUCGUUCAAUUUACCAUUGCGCCCCAUCCUCGAGAAGAAUGACCGCCCGGAUACUUUGCCUGUCGAGAUCGCUCAAAUCAAUAACCAGUGGGGUUCAUUUCGCGAUGUGAACGAAGAGGUUCUCCGAAACAAGAUCGCCGAAGAGAAAGACAAGGAUGAGCUGGAUGAGGAUAGUGAGAGUGAAGAUGUGACUGAUCUUGAUUCGACGGAGCGCUUGGAGCAAUUAUACAAGCGGCGUGCAGACAUCACCCAGUUCGCCAUGCAAGCUCAUAUGGAGACCAUGUUCGCCCUCGAUUUCGUCUCUCUGUUGCUCUCCAAGCAAGCCCCGCGCCAGGCCGAGACCUCCAUGUCGGCCUUCCUCAAGCAAGUCGCACCCCUAGGUUCGCUCAAUGCCGAGGUUGUGAACCCCCCACCGAAGCCAGAAUCAACAGCGAAAGAUAUUUCAGCGGUGUCGAGGGGAUGGCGGAUUCAAAACUUCAAUGGGGCCGCAAAUAAGCUUCUGCAGUCCGCCACCAGACUUGAAUCCGAAGUCGCGUCGGAGACUCGAUACUGGAAUGAGGUACUGGCUGUCAAAAACAAAGGAUGGAAGGUUUCUCGACUCCCUCGUGAAAGACAAGCGCUAGGUGUGCAAUAUGGAUUCCUUGAAGCUACACCAGUUUUUCGCGACCGCGGGCUUGCCUCCUUACGCCGAGCCGAAGAUGGUGGGUUGCUGCUGGACAAGGGACUCAUUCCCUCCAAAGCCCGUUACGUCCGGGUUCGAGUGGUACAAGAUGGCCGGAUUUCGGGUUAUUCUAAACCAAUUCAUCCCACGUUGAAUGGCGAGGACACAAUCGAAGGUCGUAUCUUACAAGCACGGGACACUGUCUUUGAAGAGGAACUCUACCAUGAGCUGGUGCGAGAAGCUCGGGCGAUCGCAAGCUUCGGCGUGACGACGCGUCAGAAUCUUAUCCAAAUCCCUGCCUCUGAUGAUCUUGAGAUCCUCCUGGACAUGGUGGACGUCGAUGGAAAUAACCUGCAGCCCGACCAGGGUAUCUCACAGCAAGGGAACUCACUUGCGGAGGGUUUGGCCCAUACGAUUCGAAUCCUGUUGGCGUAUGCUCACCGUCAAAACCUACAACGUCGGACUCUACUUCCACCACCCUUGGUUACAAAGAAGCGAUCGGUUCCUGAACAUCAGCUUCUUCGCCCAGCCUUAGCCUACAUUCAGCACAUGUCUCAUGUAAGGUGGCUCAAAUCAUUACUGAAUGAUCUCUUUGCUGUACUGCGGUCGGCAAACUUGAACCCCCAAGGUUACACCGCAGAGAUUUUCUCGACGGGACAGGGACAAAAUUCUCAUGCUCCGACCGUGGAAGCCCUUGUCGAAAACUUCUUGACUCCCUUCGAGUCUACUUUCAAGGGAGAAUUGUUGGCUCCUAAGGGUUCUUUCUCAAUCUCCAUUCGCACAAACCUUUCUUUGCCCCCCCAUGGCACCAACUUUGAUGUGUCAUUCGAUAUGCCCAAAUACCUAGACCUCAAGUCUCCCGGUCGCCUUUCUCAUAAAGACGAAGUUGAAGCCGCCAUCACCCAUUUGUUGCUAAUUGAUGUUGUCUUCGCCAUCUCCAACGAACCUUUCAAAACCAACCCCGAGAACCCAGAGAAACAAUUAUGGCAAGCAAUUUACCCUCAGCACGGCGAACUCCUGUUGUCAUCAGAUUCACUCAAGCGCAAGAAGAUGAAGAUUGCCUUUUCCCGCCAUGAAUUGUCUCUUGAAAUCUACACCGUGCGUUGUAUCGAUGGGACUGGGCGUGGACAAUUUGAAAAAUCUUCCCACGAUUCCAGUCCCCGUGUCUGGAAGCCUCUGACUACCUCUCCUCUGUCGUUGAUGGAUUAUGUCCGAGCCACUACACUGACCUGA